CGGCGAAAAGUGGAAACUAUUCAGCAAAAAGAACGGACUUUUUGUCUCACCCUAACUUAUACGUAUGCGUCUAGUUUAGGAGGGUCUUCGAAAAAGAACAAACCUCUUUCUACAUCAAUUACGGUACGUAACAAGAUUGAAGGCAGUCAGAUACUACUUUUUGAGUUCCGGUCAGUCAUAGUCAAUUGAUCGCGUAAUAUUUCAUCACUGAUCGAGUAGGCAGGGGAAUCGUUUCUUUCGUGUUAAAUCGUGUACCGCAAUCGUCGAAACAUGACUAAAUUGAGAAAGCCCAUGGAGAACGGUGACGCCCGUAGUGCUCAUGGACAAGCCUACAAGGACAAAAGCAAACCUACCGACAUCCGCAGUAGCAACAUUAAUGCUGCUAAAGCUGUUAGCGAUGCGAUACGUACUAGUCUUGGACCUAGAGGAAUGGAUAAAAUGAUUCAAGCUAGUAAUGGAGAAGUUACUAUCACAAAUGAUGGUGCAACCAUUCUAAAAGAAAUGAACGUGAUACAUCCUGCUGCAAAAAUGCUUGUUGAAUUAUCCAAGGCACAAGAUAUAGAGGCUGGUGAUGGUACCACAAGUGUUGUUGUGAUAGCUGGUGCCCUUUUGGAACAAGUAGAACGUUUAUUACAAAAAGGAAUUCAUCCAUCUUUGAUCAGUGAUGCAUUUAGAAAAGCAGAUGUUAAAGCAGUUUCAAUUCUGAAACUUAUGUCUAUACCUGUGGAUUUAACAGAUAAGGAAUCUCUUGUGAAAGUUGCAGCAACAUCACUCAAUUCUAAAGUUGUACAUCAACAAUCCAGUCUUCUUGCACCACUUGCUGUGGAUGCAGUUUUGAAAGUUACUGAAGAAGGAAAAGAAAGUUCGGUUGAUUUACAUGAUAUUAAAGUAAUAAAAAAAAUAGGAGGUACUGUUGAGGAUACUGAAUUAGUAGAAGGGUUAAUAUUUACUCAAAAAUCCUGCAAUAUCAAUGGUCCAAAACGUAUUGAGAAAGCUAAAAUCGGAUUAAUACAGUUUUGCAUUUCGCCACCCAAGACUGAUAUGGAUCAUAAUGUAAUUGUGUCUGACUACUCGGCAAUGGAUCGUGUCUUGAAGGAAGAACGCACUUACAUACUGAACAUUGUGAAGCAAAUUAAGAAAACUGGUUGCAAUGUCCUUCUUGUGCAGAAGUCCAUUUUGCGCGAUGCUGUUAGUGAUCUUGCGAUACAUUUCUUAGACAAAAUCAAAGUCAUGGUUAUCAAAGAUAUCGAACGCGAAGACAUUCCUUUUGUGUGCAAGACGUUAGGUUGCAGGCCAAUCGCAUCGCUGGAUCAUUUUGUGCCUGAAAAUCUUGUUAACGCUGAACUUUGCGAAGAGGUUCAAACAGGCAAUUCGAAAUUUGUUAAGGUCACAGGAAUUCAAAAUCAUGGGAAAACUGUGACUGUUCUCGUACGUGGUAGCAACAAAUUAGUUUUGGAGGAAGCUGAGAGAUCACUGCAUGAUGCAUUGUGCGUCAUUCGAUGUUUGGUGAAGCAGAGAGCACUGAUCGCUGGUGGUGGGGCACCAGAAAUUGAAUUGGCAUUAAAACUGGGAGAGUAUGCAGUUACUUUAGGUGGUGUUGAUGCAUACUGUGUCAAGGCAUUCGCAAAUGCUCUUGAAGUAAUUCCGUCAACAUUAGCUGAAAAUGCAGGGUUGAAUCCUAUAGCCACGGUAACCGAACUUCGUAAUCGACAUGCACAAGGUGAAGUAACAGCGGGCAUUAACGUCCGAAAAGGCGCUAUUACUAACAUAUUGGAGGAGAACGUGAUUCAACCAUUGCUAGUUUCUAUCAGUUCAAUAACACUCGCUUCUGAAACCGUAUGCAGUAUAUUGAAGAUUGACGACAUUGUCAAUACGAAUCAAUAAAUUUCGCGGCACAAUGUAAAA
Molecule: messenger RNA, 1905 nt
Organism: Harpegnathos saltator (Jerdon's jumping ant)
Lineage: Eukaryota; Metazoa; Arthropoda; Insecta; Hymenoptera; Formicidae
Gene: CCT4
Product: chaperonin containing TCP1 subunit 4
Exons: 9
Coding region: 271-1884 (537 amino acids)
Biological process (GO): protein folding
Molecular function (GO): ATP hydrolysis activity; ATP-dependent protein folding chaperone; ATP binding
Source: RefSeq, a predicted model, not a curated record